UACUUUUAUUGACGAAGAAAUUCGUCUGACUUAAAUACCUGCGGUGUAAAGACUGCCAUCAGUUUUACAGCAUUUGUUCCAAAGAAUUUCCAGUGAGAAUGGAUAUUUUUAUACUUUUAAUAUUUGCUGCUACCAUCGAGUACAAAAGUAUGAUGGUGGCUGCUAAAGAGCCAGCGUGUUCAAAAUUCGACUUCGAAGAGAAACUAUUAGAAAAAGUGAUACGGAUGGAGAUUAAAGUUGAACAAAUCGUAGAGGAGAUGAAGAAAACGAAGACAGACAUGACAAAAAGGGUGACAAAUGCUGAAAAUAACGCCAUAAAAUUUCAAGAAGAUAUAAAGAAGACUAUGAAUACUAUGGAGGAAAAGUUCUCUGCAUUUAAAGAAAACGUAUCAGCUCCAAACAUCGCCUUCAACGCCCACCGUACGUCUUCAUUGACUGCAAACACAAAUGACGUCAUCGUUUUUGAUACCGUCAUACUGAACGAAGGUGAAGGUUAUGACAGUGAUACUGGAAUAUUCACAGUUCCUGAAAGUGGACUCUAUUACUUUGCAGCUCAUGUUUGUAUUGUUGGUGGUAAAGGCGCAAACUACGCAAUAGUUAUUGAAGGUACUGAAAUAGCCGCCAGUAGUGUAUAUAGUACUAAGUACAAUUGUAAUUCUGUAACUGCCGUUGCCAAAGUUAAGUCUGAAGAACGGGUGUCAACUAAAAUUCUAUAUCCAUCAAACCUGCACUAUGACAAAUACAGACUUACUUCAUUCACUGGUGCACUUUUGACUAGACAUUGAUAAUUAUGAUAAACUUGUUCUUCGUAUAAAAGAUUAACACUUUGGCAGAUUGUUUAAACUUUCGAUAAAAUCAUUUUUCGCUCGGCUGUCGGACAAGUAAAACAAAAUAAAAUAAAACAACAGACUAGAAGGAUGACUUCUCUAUUUUAUCGUCAACGCACAUGUUCUGACAACACUAUUAGAGCUAUGUCAAUACGUUAUAAAAGACUUUCAAUUUAAUUUUACUAUACAGUUUAAUGUUAAACGUUGUAAACCAUGUGUUUUUCGUAUGAGAUUAAUGAUAAUUGAUGUGCAAUGUGGCUAUUUGGAAUGAAUUAUCACAUUCUCUGCACCAAUGUUAAAACAAUUCAUUCGCACUAAAUAGAAAAUUUUCUAACCCAUACUUGUCAGAUACAUAAUAAGAAUAUUGCACCAGAAGCUUGCGUCAUACAGCAACUCUUCCGUGCUCCUAAAAAGAACACAAUCUGCUCCUUAAAUCUUUGCCUCUGACUUGUCAUAAAAUGUAUCACCGCGUAAUUGGUGUUUUCUUUGACGUUACGUUGCUUUUCUGACAGACAAGAAAUCUAGUAGAUAACAACAUCUUUGAAAGGUAUGUCGAACUUUUAUUCACGUAAAGAAGAACGCUGAAAUGUUUUUGUACAAUGUGCAUUUUAAGAUGAAAAAAAAAACAGAAUUAAAGAAUACCAUUUUGUUAUUCAUAUUCAUGACAUUGUUCAUUGUUGAAGGGUAUACUUAAUUCAUACUUUCAAGAUUUCAUUAUCAAACCUUAGAUACUCCUAAUAUUGCGGUCGCCUCUCAAUACACACACCAAGUUAUAAACAAAUGAUAAAAAAGGAUUUGGGUUAGAUCUAUCAUAAAAGCAUGAAACGUCAAAAAAACCUAAACACGAAAUUUCU
Messenger RNA from Mercenaria mercenaria, 1681 nucleotides. Its product is annotated as complement C1q-like protein 2. The record is from RefSeq and is a predicted model, not a curated record. Gene Ontology annotation, molecular function: protein binding. Lineage: Eukaryota; Metazoa; Mollusca; Bivalvia; Venerida; Veneridae. The transcript has 2 exons. Bases 99 to 785 code for a protein of 228 amino acids.